Messenger RNA from Lotus japonicus, 5227 nucleotides. RefSeq names its product putative pentatricopeptide repeat-containing protein At1g12700, mitochondrial. Gene Ontology annotation, molecular function: protein binding. The transcript is spliced from 9 exons. The record is from RefSeq and is a predicted model, not a curated record. The coding region runs from base 147 to 2729 and encodes 860 amino acids. Lineage: Eukaryota; Viridiplantae; Streptophyta; Magnoliopsida; Fabales; Fabaceae.
CUGACUCAAACCCAACAAGACAACCUCAAACAUUUCCGAACAUGGUCGUGUCUGAAAUUCUGAUGUUGCAGAUAUACACUUCAACUUCACAAAACAACAAAUAAUAAUUCGAUUUCUAUGCUCCAAGCCGUGGCGGCGCAUGGUGUAUGUUCAUGUCGCUGAUAUGCUUCCUUGGGCGUAGUGUUUUGCUCCACAGCAAACUGCACUCCCGGUACCAAUCAUUGUUUAGGUUCUAUUCCUCUGCUUCUUCUGCAUUGAUGUUUGACGACUACCUGUUUGAUGAAAGUCCAAAACUAGAUACUAGUUCACAAACCAACAUGAUGUCUGUUGCCCCGGUUCCCGAAACCAAUAAGGACUUGUUUCGUUUAGUGGUUAGGGUGUUUAAGUCAUUGAGUUGGAGGGUUGCAAGGGAAAGAAGAUUUGGGAGUUGGGUUGAGACUCACGGGUUUUCGCAUUCUAUCGAUUCGUUUAGAAUCGUCAUUCAUACGUUUGCUCUGGCGGGGAUGGAGAGGGAGGUGUUCGCUUUGCUUAGAGAUAUUGUUGAGUACUGCAAUGAGGGUAAGUAUGACUGGUCAAGAGCGUUUGAGGCCUUGCUGGAUUCACCGCAUCGUGUGGGAAGAUCUGCUCUCGUGUUUGAUGUGCUUAUAAAAGUGUUUGCUUCCAACAAAAUGCUUGACCACGCUCGCCAUGUGUUUGUGAGCGCUAAGCAUGUUGGGCAUGAACCUGAUAUAAAGUCUUGCAAUUUCUUGUUGAAAUGCUUGACAGAGGAAGCGAAUGUAGCGGAGUUUGAUGUCAGGGGUUUCUUUAAGGAAUUGAUAGACACUGGUCCAUUGCCAAAUAUCCACACCUAUACAAUCAUGAUGAACUUUUAUUGUGGAGAUAUUGGAUGGGCUAAAAUGAUUUUAGGAAAAAUAUAUCGGAGUGGGAUAAACCCAACCGUUGUCACAUAUAGUACAUAUAUUCGUGGACUUUGUGAAGGUGGUUCUGUUGAGGUUGCUCAGCAGUUAGUUCUUAACUUGCACUACAAAAGCCAGCCUCUAAAUACCCAUUGUUUUAAUGCUGUAAUUAAAGGAUUUUGUCAAAAAGGUGCAGUUAAUGAAGCUUUGGAAGUUUUAGAAGAAAUGGAGAAAUCGGGAAUAUUUCCUGAUGUUUAUAGCUAUAGCAUUUUAAUUGAAACAUUCUGCAAUGAAGGGGAUGUUGAGAAAGGUGUUGUCUUGAUAUCAGAAAUGGGGCGGCGCGGGAUAAAUCCAUCUAUUGUUAGCUACACUUCCCUCAUCCGUGGUCUAUGCAAGGAUAAACAGAUGCAAGCAGCAGAGGAAAUCUUUCGUAGUAUUGGUACUUCUGGUUACAAAUAUGAUCUGACUAUUUAUGAAAUUUUAAUUGAUGGAUUUUGCAUGCAAGGUGAUAUGGAUUCAGCCAUCAAGUAUUUGGAGGAGAUGUCUAGCAGUAACUUGGCUCCUUCCCCUUCUAGUUACUCCAGUCUAAUUAGGGGAUUCUGCAAAGUGGGACUCUUCGAUAAGGCAAAGGAAUUUUUUGGUUACAUGCUGCAAAAUGGUGUGUUGCCGAAUACAAUUACCUGCAAUCAUAUUCUUAGGGCAUACUGCAGGACAGGUCAAUUCAGAGAAGCUUUGACACUAUUGGAAGAGUUCCAAGAAAAUGGAAUUAGCCUCAACCCAUAUUCGUAUAAUGAAAUCAUCCACACGAUUUGCAAAGAAAGUCCAGAAAAGGCCCUAGAGCUCCUGCCAAGAAUGCUGAAAAGGAAUGUACGUCCAGGAGUUGUUAAUUAUAGUACUCUUAUAUCUGGCUUCGCCAAACAGUUAGAUUUUAAAGCUGUGAAGUUAUUCAUAAGGAUGGUAAAAGGAGGGAUCACUUUCAACACCUUCACGUAUACAAUUCUUAUUAGCAUAUUUAGCCGUAGUUGCAAAAUGCAUGAAGCAUAUAGAAUAUAUAAGGAAAUGAAAGAAAGAGAAAUGCGUCCAGAUCAGGUGACAUAUACAACUUUAAUAGAUGGCUUUUGUAAUACCAGAGAAAUGGAGAGGGCCUAUGCAUUAUGUCAAGAAAUGUCAAGGGAAGGUUGUUUGCCUAAUGUAGUUACAUAUACUUGUUUGAUUAAUGGAUUCUGCAAGUCAGACAGGAUAGAGACGGCCACAUUGCUGUUUGAUGAAAUGAAAAAAGCUAGAGUCUUUCCUGAUGUUAAAACUUACACUGCCCUCAUUUCUUGGUACCAUAAGCAUGGUGACAUUGGUCUGGGAAAUAAGUUACUUGAUGAAAUGAAGGCAAAUGGUAUUUCGCGAGAUGUAGUUACGUAUACUUGUUUGAUUAAUGGAUUCUGCAAGUCAGACAGGAUAGAGACGGCCACAUUGCUGUUUGAUGAAAUGAAAAAAGUUAGAGCCUUUCCUAAUGUUAAAACUUACACUGCCCUCAUUUCUUGGUACCAUAAGCAUGGUAACAUUGAUCGGGGAAAGGAGUUAUUCGAUGAAAUGAAGGAAAAUGGUAUUUCGCCAGAUGUAGUUACGUAUACUUGUUUGAUUAAAGGAUUCUGCAAGUCAGAUAGGAUAGCUAUGGCCAUAUUGCUGUUUGAUGAAAUGAAAAAAGUUAGAGUCUUUCCUAAUGUUAAAACUUACACUGCCCUAAUUGCUUGGUACCAUAAGCAUGGUCAAAUUGAUCGGAAAAAUGAGUUAUUCGAUGAAAUGAAGGCAAAUGGUAUUUCACCAGAUGAUUACAUAUAAAGGUUCUGGAACUGAAAGCUGGUGCAAUUCAUAAAUAUUAGGUAGCUGUUCGACGCUUGGUGGCAUCAAAUGAUCAAUUAGUUGGCCUUGAUGAGUUUUCUGUUCUGAGAAAUUUGUAGCACAUGCUUCUGCUGUCAGUUGCCUCAAAGAUUGGACGGGAAUCAUCCAGUGUUCUUGUCAUAGGAGGUGAUACUUCUGUUGAAAAUUUUGGAGUCAAUCCUAUUGGACAACAUUAGUCAUCUUCAACUACCACCAUUAUGUUACCAUCCCAGGAAUUGGCAAGCUAGAAGGUCCACUUGCUGAUAUAGAUCUCACAAUGAAAAAGGUCUUCUCAGUAUCCAUGCGUGGAGGCUUUUACAUAUUUCGCUAAAAUAUGAACGAUGGUCCUAAACUCAGAGCUUCAUCCAUGUAAGUUUCUUUUUCUUAUUUACUUUCUAGAUAGGGAAAUUUGGCUUCAAUUUUACAAGUUUCUUUUCUAUUGCACCAGGUGCUCUUCUGCCUUUUGCUUAUGGCCUUUCAAACUCCAAACUUAAGUAUAAUUGGUUUCUGCUAUUGCUUUAACAUAUUUAUAAUAAAAGAAUUGGAAUAUUCCUUUUCCCCACAAUCCCCCUCAUGAAGUGUUGGUUUCUACUAAAUGGCUAUGAUUAUUGUUACCCCCCUAUUUUUCUGAGCAGAGCUUUUUUAGAGAAAAAUAAAUUCUCUUAAAAAUGUCAAGAAUUACGCCUUCUCUGUUACAGAAAAGUUCCAAGCAUGUGAAAAUGGACUCUUCCAAUUCCUUUUGUUUUUACUUUUAUAUGAUUUAUAUUUUUGUUUACUUUUGUAGAUUGUGUUGUCUAUCAUGGAAAUCCAAAAUGACAUGUGGUGGAAUUGCAUUGAAGUUCUUUGCAUCACCUCGGCUAGAAGUUCGUCCUAUAGGGAAGAUAAAGCCUGUAAGCACAAUGGCUCGACUAUGACAUAAUGUUAUGUAUCAUCUUAAACAAUGACUCCCCUUUGUUUUGUGACUGAAUGACUCUAAUAAACCAUGACUAAUGCUUUCUUUGUCACCAAUGCAACCAAGGUUGUCAAUUUACAUAAACUCAUGGAGUGUCUGUAAACUCGACUCGUGAAAAUUCUGUGUUUGAUAAUUCUCAGUGUGCUUCUGAUAAGAACCUUGAGAGAACCACACCACAAAAGCUAGCUGUUGUAGUUGGAUAGCUCAAAGUCGUAUAAAUCCCACAUUAGAAUCCCAUACUUCCAAUGUGGGUCUCAAGUCCCAUACCUUGGAAUUGGGUUCCUAACAUCCCACGACGUUCUGCAGCCCCGGCACCCACAUAGGCUGGCUGUGCACUAGCCCUUUGACUAGUCCUGAGCGAACAUUGCAAUGCCGGCGUCACCACCCAUGCCGCUCAUUUGCAACCGAGAGACAUGGUGGAAGGCUCUGAUACCAAUUGAUAAGAACCUUGGGAGAACCACACCACAAAAGCUUCUCCCAAGGUUCUCAUCAACUUUUAUCAAAUAUUUAUGCAGCUUCUGAAAAAUGGGAGAAAGCUAAAAGGAUGAGGUGGAUCUAUAUGCUGCCACUUCAUCUAUAUUUUUGCCAUGUAAGAUUAUUUUUGACAUCUCACAAAUAAUCUGAGUUUUCCACACCAAUGACACAAGCAGAGUUGCAAAAAUCUUUGAGCAAUUUAAGAGGUGAAAUCUAGAUUAAAUAUAGUGAAUAUGCACGAGGUCAAUGCUCCCUAAUCCAUUCCUUUCUGUAGAGAACAAAUACAGAGUCAAAUUUUGCUGCAUAGUUCUAAUUUAAGAGGUACUUUUUUUUAUUGUUUUUGUUGAUCUGUUUUGUAGGUUGUCUUCCUUAUAUUCACUCCUUCAAUUGAAUAUUUCAGUUUUCCCAGGAGUGUUCCCCUUGAAGAUAUGAUAAUAUCACAGGAUGCUAAGCCAAUCACUUGUGAUUCACCUAGCUUUGGAUGUGGUCCCAAAGGACGUAGGGCGAGCAAGUAGGGUUACGAGGGUCAAAGAUCACCUUACUCAUUGGCACUGCAGGGCCAUAAGAUUGUUUGCUGCAUUCUCAUGAAAUAAACAUGAAGUUGUUGGACAAGGAAAUGGCCCCUCUACAGGGUACUGUGAUGAAGAGUACAGUUUUCAGCAGAUCAAUUUUUUACCAUUGUGUAAUGUUCAUUAUAACGGGUGGUUGGUUAAAGAGGCACAUGCUUUGACUCCUCUGGUAAUUGUUCGAGUUCAAGUCUUAUUUUAUGUGUAUGGGAAAAAAACCUGUUGGAAGAGCUAGCCCCUACAGGAUAUGAAUGUUCUCAACCAACCGGAACAUGAUUGUCUUCCAAUGCAUAAAGCUCCUACAUGGUCGGGAUACAGGAAGGGGUUUGACCAUUUAGUCUAUUGUACAUAGUCUUACCUUGUUUUCUUUUUUACACAAGAGACAGUUUUCAGAACUUAAACCAAUGAUCUCUGCCACAUGAUAACUUUUUACCGUUGCGCUAAGGUUACCCUUCAAAUUUUAUAUA